GCGGACGCUGAGGGCGGGAAAGCGGCGGCUGCGCGCUUGCGGAGCCGGGCGAGCUCGCCGAGGAUGUGGCGAGGUCGGGACGAUGGAGUUCUCGGAGAGAGAGGCGAGCGGUACCUCUCUAUACUCAGACAAGAAUGAGCGGUGUUCAGGAGGCUGCUCAGUGACUUUCCACAUUCGAAGGCCAGCACCGGCCCUCGGUAACCCGGCCGUAGUGCGGCAUGGAGGCCACACGACCGCCGGGUCUCCAGCACGCGGUUCUGAAAGACUUUGCUUCAUCAACUGUUUGAUUAUUCAGAGAUGCAGUUCAUACAGAAAAGCUCAGAGACAACUUGAAGCAAACAUCCCAACUCUGUGAACUUCAGUUUGGGCAUAAAUUCCAGGUUUGCCAUAUGUGUCAUUGUCUCAGCAGAUGGCACCACCUAGUCCAAGCAACAGUACCCCUAACAGCAGCAGUGGAAGCAAUGGAAAUGACCAGCUGAGCAAAACCAAUCUCUACAUCCGGGGACUGCAACCAGGCACUACUGACCAGGACCUUGUCAAGUUGUGUCAGUCAUAUGGCAAGAUUGUCUCCACUAAGGCCAUACUGGACAAGACCACAAACAAGUGCAAAGGCUAUGGCUUUGUGGACUUUGAUAGUCCUUCAGCAGCACAGAAGGCUGUGACAGCACUGAAAGCCAGCGGUGUGCAGGCACAGAUGGCAAAGCAACAGGAGCAGGACCCCACAAAUUUGUACAUAUCAAACCUCCCACUGUCUAUGGAUGAGCAAGAACUGGAGGGGAUGCUGAAGCCCUUUGGCCAGGUUAUCUCCACUCGAAUCCUUCGAGACACCAGUGGGACCAGCAGAGGGGUUGGCUUUGCAAGGAUGGAGUCCACAGAGAAGUGUGAAGCCAUCAUCACCCACUUUAAUGGAAAAUAUAUUAAGACACCCCCUGGAGUACCAGCCCCAUCUGAUCCUUUGCUUUGCAAAUUUGCUGAUGGUGGUCCAAAGAAACGACAGAACCAAGGAAAAUUUGUGCAAAAUGGACGUGCCUGGCCAAGGAAUGGAGACAUGGGUGGUAUGGCCUUGACCUAUGACCCCACUACAGCUCUUCAGAACGGGUUUUACCCAGCUCCUUAUAACAUCACCUCCAACAGGAUGCUUGCUCAGUCUGCACUCUCCCCAUAUCUUCCAUCUCCUGUGUCUUCAUAUCAGAGAGUAACUCAGACAUCUCCUCUACAAGUACCUAACCCGUCUUGGAUGCAUCACCAGUCAUACCUCAUGCAGCCUUCAGGUUCAGUUCUGACGCCAGGGAUGGAUCACCCCAUUUCUCUCCAGCCUGCCUCCGUGAUGGGACCUCUUACCCAGCAAUUGGGCCACCUCUCCCUCAGCAGCACAGGCACGUAUAUGCCAACAGCUGCAGCUGUGCAAGGAGCUUACGUUUCCCAGUUCACCCCUGUGCCUUCUUCCAGUGUUUCAGUUGAGGAGAGCAGUGGCCAGCAAAAUCAAGUGACGGUGGAUGCUCCCUCAGACCAUGGGGUCUAUUCUUUCCAGUUCAACAAGUAACAGCGGUAAGAACCACACGCUGAGGGGCGGGGUGUGCUGAGCAGCCUGAAGUCAGACAGGUUCUCAUAUUUGUCAUCUCCCCUUCCUACCCUCUCUGGCUUAUGCCUCCUUUAGGAAACUCCCCUCCCAUCUUUGUUGAAUACAAAUGAAUUCUUGGAGAUGCUGAUGUUCCCAGACUCCAGAGGGCUAACCCGGAAUACAGACCAUCUGUGGGCUCUGCUAAGGACUGACGCUUGGCCAUGAUUUUUCACAGGCCUGGGCCUAGAAAAAGGAAUCUCUGCACUCCUGCCCUCUGCUAUUCUCCAUCCCUAACGGAGCCGGGGGGACCGUCACUUUCUGUGUGUGCUAGCUUCAAGGAGAUCAAAAACACUUUUUUUCUUUCUUUUGAAAAGAAAAUUUUAUGUUUUUUUUGUUUUUUUGUUUUUUAACAGCAAUAUAUACCCCAAAGAGAUAUGGUGGCUGGAGCUGCUUCUUAACAGUUUUUAAUGUGUUGGACUUAUUUGGGGAGGCUUUAAAAAAAUUUGUUAUAAAAAUUUCAUAAAUUCUCCUCUAAAAAAAAAAGAAAAAGAAAGGUGUGGUGCUAGAAUACGGAUGAAGGAGUCUGACUGUGGGCCCUUCUUACUGAAUUUAGUUAUGGACCUUUUUGGUGUGUGUAAGAAAAUAUGCAGACUUUUGAAAUUUUGUUUUAUAAAGCUCUUGACUCACAUCUCCCAUCUCUUCUUCACAUAUUUUAUGCCUUCUUUGUCUCAUCCAGAUUGUUCUUUUUCUCUUUUCCAUACAGUAGAGCCUGCAUACUUUGCCUUUUUAUAAUUUUUAAUUUUCUGAAAUUUUUUUGGAAUGAAAUUUCCUAUGGAAUUUUUGGGGACUGGGCAAGGAACAGGUAGAACAUGAAGCAGGCAGUGGAAGUCGCUUUUCCUCCCUCUGCCCCGCCACAUCCUGGGAGAAAAGACUAGACUUCACCUUCAGGAAGCAGAGAUGUGACCCAGGCUUAUUAGAGACAAUCCCACAUCCUUUGGAAGCCAUCCUUGAGCCAAAAUUGGAUGAAGAGUAGGUCUUCUUUGGCAAGUUCCAGAAGGGUGGACUUACUGACUUCUGACUAAUUCUUCUCACGGCCAAGGCCAACGCACUCUUGAGGAAGAAUCUUCUCCCACUACAGCUUUUCAGGAACACUUGUUUUCCUGCUUCCUGGAGGACCUUCUUUUUUGCCCUGGGUCUCAGGCCCUUCUCCUCCCCAUCGCACAUUACUGUACUCAGAGCCUUUCCAGUUGUGACCUUGCCGAAUCCACUUAGGCUUCUUCCCCACUGUGGAAGGUCAGCUGCUUUACCUCUAGACCAGUGGUUCUCAAGGAGGUGGUUUUGUCCCCUGGAGGCCAUUGACAAUCUCUGGAGACAUUUCUGAUUGUCAUGCCUGGGAGUGGGGGCUGUGUGCUACUGGCAGCUAGUGGCUAGAGACCAGGGAUGCUGCUAAAGAUCCUAUAGUGCACAGGACAGCCCCAACUCCCCCAGCAAAGAAUUAUGUGGCUCAAAAUGUCAGUAGUGCCAAGAUUGAAAAACCUGGGUAUAGAAGGUGUCCGUCACUCCUGUAGCAGAUCACUUGGUAAAUUCCCACCCCAACCGUGGACACACAGUGCCUUUUGACAGUCAUGCAACUAGAGGGUCCUUGAAUUUUCCCUAGGCUUUGACCUUUGACACUUCUGCAUACAGCAAGAGCUGUCCUUGAAAGGCUUGUACUGUUGUGCGCAUGCCACAUGCACACACACAUUCAGAGGGACUGAGUGGGGACUGUUCUGUGUGUGCAGUGCAGGGGUGGGAAAGGACAAAGCUCUCUGUAACUGUCCAGAGCAACCUGCCCUGCCCUGGUAUGUUUGGGCCCCUUUUCCAAGGAACCAGGACAUCAAAAAUAAUUUUCCUUCUUGUGGAAGGACAACAGGGAGCUAGGAUAGAAAAGGGCAGUGAAGCCUAUCUCAUUAUUUUCAAGGUCAGGAGUCCUUUAAAAAAGUCCAUUUUUUGCUCUUUAAUUCCAUGUCUUGUUGCAAGACCUGACUCUGUGUACAUGGAGACAGACAGGAGAAAGCCUUUGCCCAUCUCCUAGGAAAUAAGAUCCUGCACCUGUCUUCUCCCAAGUCACUCACUUAUGCACUGAAUGGAGAGUUCUGCCCCCCUUCACUUCAGGGUCAGGUGCCUUUCCACUGGACAUUCAGAUGGAGAGACAGGUGUUCAUUAGCGUGGCUGUAGGGAGAGGAAGAUGAUAUUGGGGGCGGGGAGCUGUACACAGAGCUUGGGCCCAGCUUUCCCUUCCCUCCCACCCAUCCCAGAAUUGAGACUCUCAAUGCUCCCUAUCCCUAGACUGUCCUUUUGUACAUCCUAGGGGUAAGGGAGUGGGGGACAAUGGGUAGGAUGUUAGGUGUAAAGGACAAAAUUGCCACUAUUUUUUCAUGGGUGCUUCCAAACUCAGGAAGGGCUUAUCCAAUGUACAACAGCCCCACGCUCAGUAACCUUCUAGAAGGGUUUAGCUGGGCAGGUAGCUCAUUUCUGAGUCUCCAGCCCUUAGUCAAGGGAAGUACACCAUAGAUUUCUUGUCAGUGGCGUGGAAGAAAAAGAAAAAUCUAGAAUCCUGUUCAUUUGAUUGAUAGUUUGGGGAAACUUGCUCUGCUAGGAGGUUUGGUGCAGUUGGGGCCUUUCAUGGAUGGAAACUGUUGAUGUCACUGCUGCCCCUUCUCUGCCUCCCAGAACUCCUGAUUCUGCUUUCUCUGUAUUUAAAAAAAUAUUCAAAUGGC
This is a messenger RNA of Diceros bicornis minor, 4320 nucleotides long. It is a transcript of the gene RBMS2, whose product is annotated as RNA binding motif single stranded interacting protein 2. NCBI's taxonomy places the organism in Eukaryota, Metazoa, Chordata, Mammalia, Perissodactyla, Rhinocerotidae. Gene Ontology annotation, cellular component: cytosol; ribonucleoprotein complex; nucleus. The transcript has 15 exons. Gene Ontology annotation, molecular function: poly(A) binding; poly(U) RNA binding; mRNA 3'-UTR binding. Bases 410 to 1543 code for a protein of 377 amino acids. The record is from RefSeq and is a predicted model, not a curated record.